AAUGACUGGAAAGUGGAACAUUUAUGUGUAGCUAUAGAUUGAUUUACACGUCAGUCUUUUCAUUCUAUCGAGCGUAUAAAUUUCGCUCACUGUUCCAAUUCCUUCGUAUUUCAUUUUUGUAGUUCAAACAGUCAAGUCGUGUAUCAGAGAAAAAAAUCUAAUAAGACACAACAAGAAGAAGAAAAAAGUGAAUUCUAGUGAAUUAAAGGAUAUUUAUUAAAUAAAAUUAUCAAUUAAGAAUAACUAGGAGAUAAAAAGUAUGAGAUUAACUAUAGCAUUAUUUGUGACGGCUCUUGCCGUACUGGGAGUAUCAUCCAGUGAAGAUAAAGACAAAAAAGACAUCGGAACUGUGAUUGGUAUCGAUUUAGGCACAACUUACUCAUGUGUUGGUGUGUAUAAAAAUGGACGUGUCGAAAUUAUUGCCAAUGAUCAGGGAAAUCGAAUUACACCUUCAUAUGUUGCAUUUACUGCUGAAGGAGAGCGUUUAAUUGGUGACGCAGCAAAGAAUCAGCUUACAACAAAUCCAGAAAAUACAGUUUUUGAUGCUAAGCGUUUAAUUGGUCGUGAAUGGUCAGAUUCAGCUGUUCAGCAUGAUAUUAAAUUCUUCCCAUUCAAAGUUAUUGAAAAGAACUCAAAGCCACAUAUUGAAGUUGCUACAUCUAAGGGAAAUAAAGUAUUUACACCUGAAGAAAUUUCAGCUAUGGUUCUUGGAAAGAUGAAGGAAACAGCUGAAGCUUAUUUGGGCAAGAAAGUUACACAUGCUGUCGUAACAGUUCCUGCUUAUUUCAAUGAUGCUCAACGUCAAGCCACAAAGGAUGCUGGUAUCAUUGCUGGUCUUAACGUCAUGAGAAUUAUUAAUGAACCAACUGCUGCAGCUAUUGCUUAUGGAUUAGACAAGAAGGAUGGUGAAAAGAAUGUCUUAGUCUUCGAUCUUGGUGGUGGGACCUUUGAUGUCUCAUUACUUACAAUUGAUAAUGGAGUUUUUGAAGUCGUUGCUACAAACGGAGAUACACAUUUGGGUGGUGAAGAUUUCGAUCAACGUGUUAUGGAUCAUUUCAUUAAAUUGUACAAGAAGAAAAAGGGCAAGGAUAUCAGAAAAGACAAUCGUGCUGUCCAAAAACUCCGUCGUGAAGUUGAAAAAGCAAAACGUGCACUUUCAGCAUCACAACAAGUCAGAAUUGAAAUUGAAUCAUUCUUUGAAGGUGAUGAUUUCUCUGAAUCACUUUCACGUGCUAAGUUUGAAGAAUUAAAUAUGGAUUUGUUCCGUUCAACAUUAAAGCCAGUACAAAAAGUCUUGGAAGAUGCUGAUAUGAAUAAGAAGGAUGUUGAUGAAAUUGUUCUUGUCGGAGGUUCAACACGUAUCCCAAAAGUCCAACAAUUGGUCAAAGAAUUCUUUAAUGGAAAGGAACCAUCACGUGGUAUUAAUCCUGAUGAAGCUGUUGCUUAUGGUGCCGCCGUACAAGCUGGAGUACUCUCAGGAGAACAAGAUACAGAUGCUAUUGUCUUACUUGAUGUUAAUCCAUUGACUAUGGGUAUUGAAACAGUUGGCGGUGUCAUGACAAAAUUGAUUCCAAGAAAUACAGUCAUUCCAACAAAGAAAUCACAAAUUUUCUCAACUGCUAGCGAUAAUCAACAUACAGUCACAAUUCAAGUUUAUGAAGGAGAACGUCCAAUGACCAAAGACAAUCAUUUAUUAGGUAAAUUUGACUUGACUGGCAUCCCACCAGCACCAAGAGGAAUUCCACAAAUUGAAGUCUCAUUCGAAAUUGAUGCUAACGGUAUUCUUCAAGUUAGUGCUGAAGAUAAGGGAACAGGAAAUCGCGAAAAGAUUGUCAUUACAAAUGAUCAGAACAGACUUACACCAGAAGAUAUUGAGCGUAUGAUUAAGGAUGCAGAAAGAUUUGCAGAUGAUGAUAAGAAACUCAAAGAACGUGUUGAAGCACGUAAUGAACUUGAAAGCUAUGCAUACAGUCUAAAGAACCAAAUUGGAGAUAAGGAGAAGCUUGGAGCUAAAUUGUCUGAUGAAGAAAAGGCAAAAAUGGAAGAGGCUAUUGACGAGAAAAUUAAAUGGCUUGAAGAACAUCAAGACACAGACUCAGAAGAUUAUAAGAAACAAAAGAAAGAACUUGAGGAUAUUGUGCAGCCAAUUAUCGCUAAAUUAUACCAAGGACAACCUGGACAAGGACCACCACCGACUGGCGAUGAGGAAGAUCUCAAAGACGAGUUGUAAAUCCGUUCAUCUCAAUCCUUUUUCUACUACAACAAAACAUAAACCUCUUAAUUCAAAAUGAUUUAAAUCCUAAGCCGUUAUCAUUUCCUUUUUUUUAUUUGUUACAUUCAUUUAUAAUUUUUUUCAUUCCGAGAAUUAAUUAAUUGUUUAAAAAAUUGAUCUUAAAGUGAUUUAGGGAAAAUUUUCAUACGUCGCAUAAAAAAAAAGAACCUUGUCCUAAUAAUUUAUUAGUAAAAAACAAAAAUAAGAAACCAAUGCACAUGACUGAUGAAUGAGCGAAUGAGUGCGUGAUCUUUUAAGUUUUUUUGUAAAUUCUUAAGCAUUCGUUUCUAUUAUGAAACAAAUUGAAUAAAAAAUAGAAGUUAAUCUAG
Molecule: messenger RNA, 2601 nt
Organism: Chironomus riparius
Lineage: Eukaryota; Metazoa; Arthropoda; Insecta; Diptera; Chironomidae
Source: the annotation of a GenBank genome assembly